UCCCUCUCAAGCAGAGGUAUAGAGCUUGGGUGAGUGGGAAGGAAGGACUUGAAAGUGGACACAUUCUGGUGGCUGCUGUCACCUCAUCUAUUAAAACUCAGCUCCAUCUCAAGAUUUGAAGAAGAAGGAUCAGAAUAUCAAGAUAUCUGGUUCUCCAAGGAGGUAAGGGUGCUCCUAAUUCCUGAUCUGAGAUGGAGAACACCCUGAUUCAGCCCACAGGACAAGGGGGCACCUAUCUCAGGGCAGGAUGGAAAAUGAUUCCCCUCUUCAUCUUAUGUUUGCUUCAAGAUACUAGUGCUUUGAAAGGUCCAAGACUGGUAGCUGGAGACCCUGGGGGAACGGUCACCAUUAAGUGCCAUUAUAUUCCCACACCUGUCAACAAGUACCAGAGGAAAUAUUGGUGCCGCCUGUACCCGCCUCAGAGGAUCUGCCACACCGUCAUCUCUACCAACUUCUUCAUCAGGCAGAGCUAUCGUGGCCGAGUGACUCUUGUGGACUUCCCCAACCGGGGCAUGUUUGAAGUGACCUUGGCCCAAUUGACAUCUGAAGAUGCAGGCUACUAUCGCUGUGGCAUUGGACGUAGAACAGAUACGUUCUUCUUCAGCAUGAAUCUCACCAUCUCUACAGCUCAAGCCAAUCGUUCUUUAGAUUCUUCCAUCCUCAGAAUUCCCUCAAGCAUCAUCCCCAUGACAGCUCAGGCUACCAGAGGCCAGACCAUUAACACAACCCUGCUUGUAGAGGGAUGGGAGACAAGAACCAGCAGAAGAGGUACCACUCCAGCUGAAGUCACCCAGGCUCCAGGAACCAUUGAAGUGACCACUACAGUUACAGGUGGACAGGACCUUGACACAACCCUGCUUAUAGAGGAGUGGGAGACAAGAACCAAAAGAAAAGAUAUCACUCCAGGUGAAAUACACAGAGGAAGCACUGGAGUAACAGCCCCAGGUGUAGAUGGAUGGGUUCCAAAAACUAUCGAAACAACAGCUUCAGCUCCAGGUAGUCAGGUCUUUGAUGCAACCUUGGUUAUAAAAGGACACGGGGCAGGAAAUUGCAGCGGACAUAUCACUCCAAACACAGUUGCCAAGACCUCAGGAACCCUUGCAACAAUCAUCUCAGUUGCAGGUAGACGGGGUCCAGGAACUCUUGGAAGAACAAUUCUAGCUGCAGGCAGACAGGACCUUGACACAAGUCUGGUGGCAAAAGGACAGGGAGCAGGAAUUAGCAGAGGAGAUCCAGCUCUGAUUAGAGUCACUCAGCUACCAGCACAAGCUUCAAGCAAAAAUCUACAGCCUCCAGCAAUAGUUAGAUUAACGAGUCCAGGUACUGGUGACUGGGGUCUGGAAACCACAAGAGCAGCAAAUUUAGUUCCAGAGCGACAGACUUCAGGAGCCAAAGUAACAUCAAGCACCAUGGAAGGUGGUUUGGUCUUGGGAACUAGGGCAGUGACGAAAACAGUUGGAGGAACCAUUAGAGAAAGGAAAUUAACCAUCAGAAGCACACAUAGGCUAACUGAGGGAACUGUGAACAUUGGAAUACCUCAGAUUACCACCAGAAACAGCCCGGGAACCAUGAGGCCUUCAACAACGGUCAGAGACAGUCUCAGAGAAGUAACUCCAGGCACAGACCAACAGAUUCAGGAGGUCACCAGAGCUACAGCCCCAGAUGCAGAUGUAGGUGCUUGGUUCUCAGGAACCAUUAGAAAAGGGGAAGCUUCAGUCUUAGAAGGAACAGCUGCUAUUGGUAGAGAAAGUCAUUCUGAGGAACCACUGAGAAUUCCAGGAGCUGCACUUCUGAUUCCUCCCAGCAAGAAGCCCUUCAUGGAGAACUCAUCUCCAGAUCAGAAGCGUGUCUCCCAGAUCCUAAUUACUCUCUCUACUGUGUUGCUUCCACUUGUUCUCCUGGUUCUGUUGCUACUGCUAAGGAAGCUUCGAAAGAGGAUCUGUAAGUCACUGGGGUCCAGCUGUUCGGACACAGAAGCCCACGUUUUCCCUAAUCCAGCUAACUAACUUUCAAGAUCUCCCUGAGAAGCUGAGCUUGGAAGCGCUACAGUCCCAGGAAGCCUAAUUCCUCCACAGUCAUCCCCACGGAAGGCAAUCAGGGAGAUCAAGUCUCCUAUCUGUGGCAGUCUGAGCCUCUCAGAGGGAGACCUGAGGCCCUCAGUGUCUCCCUGGAACACUAGGACCAGGAGCUCCUGGACAUAAAUUCCAUACCACCUCUUCCCUAUAGUUGAAAGAGGAGGCCAAAGGAGCUGGGGUUCAACCUUGAGAAGAAAAAGGUGAGGUUGUGAGGACUUAAUUAUUUUUAAAUCUAGGAGGGGUGUUAAAAUGAAGGAUGCUUAUUGAUUGCUCACCACCAAAGAAUGGAUGAAGAGAUUUUAAAUUUCAGUGAGACUCCAGAAAGGAUUUUCAGAUUAAGAGAAGAAUUACUGAUCCCUGGAAGAGACUACCAGGGGAGGCCAUGAAAUCUCCAUCCCCAAAGAUCUAACAAUUGUGAUCUCUCCUUACUCCAAAUCCCCUCCCCCAUUACUUUGUAAUUCUCAUAUGGUAUUUUUUACAUCUAAAUUUGUACUGUAGUUAUUUGUGCAUGGACUUAGUGUAUCAUUCCAAAACACGGACUGUAAAUUUCCCAAGAAUGUCUUCUUCAUCUUUGUAUCUCCCAUAGUGCCCAAGCAUGUAGUAAACACUCAAUAAAUACAUUUG
Molecule: messenger RNA, 2699 nt
Organism: Vombatus ursinus (common wombat)
Lineage: Eukaryota; Metazoa; Chordata; Mammalia; Diprotodontia; Vombatidae
Gene: FCAMR
Product: Fc fragment of IgA and IgM receptor
Exons: 7
Coding region: 192-2006 (604 amino acids)
Cellular component (GO): plasma membrane
Molecular function (GO): transmembrane signaling receptor activity
Source: RefSeq, a predicted model, not a curated record